Molecule: messenger RNA, 448 nt
Organism: Acaulospora morrowiae
Lineage: Eukaryota; Fungi; Glomeromycota; Glomeromycetes; Diversisporales; Acaulosporaceae
Source: the annotation of a GenBank genome assembly
CCGAAGAAGAUGCUAGUAAACAAGUUAAUAUGCGAGAAGUUGAACACAAUUCGAUUAAAAAUCUGGCUGAAAGAAUGGGAUUAACUAUUGAAGAGAUUGCACCAGAUGGUCAUUGUCUCUAUAAUGCCAUAUCUGAUCAGUUGAGGAUAAAAUAUCAGGUUGAGGCGGACUACAAGAAAAUAAGAAAAGACGUUGCAGAAUACGUGCGUAACAACACUGAGGAAUUUCUACCAUUUAUACAAAAUACGAAAGAUGGAGAAUUGUGCAGUUUAGAACAGUUUCAAAAAUAUUGCGAUGACAUAGAAAAUACCGCGACAUGGGGUGGUGAAAUUGAAAUACGUGCGAUUUCAAAAGUUUACGAAAUUCCAAUUCACGUUGUACAGAUGGGCUCACCGUUGUUAAAAAUGUCUGACGAUGAAUUCUCUGGAAAAGAGCCAAUGAUUAUUUC